UUCACAGAUCUCUAAACAAUAAGGAUUGGGUAAAGCGUGGCACGUUGCUGACAAAUUUGGUUUGGUGUUAGUGAAAAGCGUCGCCUGCCUAAAUGAAUGACCGUCAAUAUGUCUAUCGACUUCAAGCUAUACUUUUUAAAGCAUAUACUUCUUACCUUGUAUAUCAAGUCAUUAUAUAUUAAUAUAUAUAUCAUUAUAUUUGCAUUUACUGGAAACAGCAAGCUCAUGUUUUUUUUUUACAAUCAGGCAAACGCAUGGGCAUCUAUUACUACGUGCAUUUGUGCUGGCGGAUAAACUUGUCAAUGUUGAGUUGGCAGUUUGGCUUCAGCGUUAAUGACUUUUUCUGUCCUCACUGAUUUCUUUUAAGAGCUAACUUCACCUGCGCUUUAUAUAUUUUAAGUUUAAGCGUAUGAAGACACCGUUUAAAGCCACUAGUUUGCUGUCGGUCACGUUGUGUGUUUGUACGGUCGCCACGCAGCGGUGCAGCAGCAAUCUGGGUUCACCUCAGUCCUUGUACAUCUUGGGGCUGCACUCAGAUCAACUCUGAGAUUUAAAAAAAACUUUUUAAAAUAUAUUUUUUAUCAGGCGUGCUGAGGGAACGGAUGAAGCUGUUGUCAUGACGAUGAGGAAAGUAAACGUGGUCAUCCUUUUGCUGCUUGCUGUGGCCUUCCUGAUCAUAGUUCAACGAAAUCUCCUCAACCUCAGUGACAUUUUACACAAGGAAAACCCAGAUGCAGGGAUGAUUCUUCCCUUCGAAACUGAGUUGUCGCCGGAGCUCAGUUUAGAGUUGGUGAGGAAAGGAGAGGAGAUCCCUGUCCUCAUCACUGCUGCUGAGGAAAGACUCGGGGCUGUGGUUGCUGCCAUGAACAGUGUCUACCAGAACAGUAAAGCCAAUGUCGUGUUCACCAUAGUGACUCUGAAUGACACGGUGGAUUAUCUAAAUAUGUGGCUUAGUAAGACACGACUUAAAAAUGUCAAAUAUAAGAUUGUUAUUUUCAAGCCUGAGCUCCUCAAUGGGAAGAUAUCUAAAGAUCCUCAGAUCCUGGAAGCUGCCAAACCGUUGACUUUUGCCAGGUUUUAUUUACCUGCAUACAUACCAGAGGCAGAGAAAGCUAUCUAUUUGGAUGACGAUAUCAUUGUACAAGGGGACAUUCAGGAGCUUUAUGAAACCAACCUCAAACCAGGACAUGCAGCUGCCUUUUCUGACGACUGUGAUUCAGCAUCUGCUAAGGGCUUCAUUCGAGGGGCUGGAAAUCAGAAUAACUAUAUAGGUUUCCUGGACUUCAGGAAGGAAGCUAUUAAGAAGCUGGGGAUGAGGGCCAACACAUGUUCCUUUAACCCCGGGGUCAUCGUCGCCAACCUGACUGAGUGGAGGAACCAGAACAUCACCCGGCAGCUGGAGGACUGGAUGGAACUUAACACACAGGAGGAUCUGUACAGUAAGACACUGGCAGAAAGUAUCACCACCCCCCCACUCCUCAUUGUUUUCUACAAACGUCACUCCAUGAUCGACCCGAUGUGGCACGUCAGGCACCUUGGCACUACAGGUGCUGGAAACCGCUACUCUUCACAGUUUGUGAAAGCUGCUAAACUCCUCCACUGGAAUGGACACUACAAGCCCUGGGGGAGAACAUCCUCCUUUUCUGACAUGUGGGACAAGUGGUUCAUCCCUGACCCCACAGGAAAAUUUAACCCUGUGCGUAAACAGGCAGAGGAAUAGGCUGAACAAUUGGUUUCAGGAACUUUCGAGCAGCCAAGCCCGCCCUGUCCGAGCAGGAUCAGCAAUAUCUCAGGAACUACGUAAGGCCUUUUCACUUAUUAGCCGUGUGCUUGAGUUCUGGCAUCCUCCCAACAUUUGGACCUGUGCUCACAUUUUAUGCCAAGUGCAUCUUAUAACUGCUUAGAGUGCACACAUUUUGUCCAGAAACUCUGUGCCCUUGAGAUUGCUUUAACCUUAAUAUACAUGUUUGCAUCAACCCGUCAUCAGUAAUGAAAUACCAUGUACAACUGAAGCAGUUGUCAAAGUAAUGGUGGCUUAAGUAGGUUUGUUUACAUGCAGCUUAAUACUAACUUUAUUUGCAUACUAGGAAUUAGUUAUCUCAGCUGUAAUUGUAUUAGUCCCAGUUAAACUUUUUCAAACCCAUUCCCCUCAGUUAGCACUAGCCAAGCCUCAUGUCGUUACCUCAAUUAAAUACUUCCUGUGGAAAAGUUGUGAGUUUUACUUAAUUGCACAUAUUUAUCAAGUCCUUUAAACAAGUGUUCUGUGCUAAGUGCAGCAUUUCCAUCACAAACAACUCUUAAUAAUUCCUUUAUUCUGAGUGGCAUUUUUACAACUAUGAAUUAGUUCAGUGCAUUGACAUGGUGCCAUUUGAAUCCUUCCCACCCAUUAAUUAUAACUACCAUAAAUAAACUGCCUCUUUCAUGUUGGGUGUCUUAUGACUUUAUAUGCAGACCACUAAACAACCUCUCCAGAAAUUGAAGAACAUGUCCAAACUAUUCAUACUUCAUUCAAGAAUUUUAUACACAUUUGAAAAGUAUUGAUGUAAAUAUGUCAUCAUUUGUAUAGUACAUGAAAUAAAACUCAUUUUUAUCAUUGAAA
Messenger RNA from Cottoperca gobio, 2599 nucleotides. It is a transcript of the gene glt8d1, whose product is annotated as glycosyltransferase 8 domain containing 1. NCBI's taxonomy places the organism in Eukaryota, Metazoa, Chordata, Actinopteri, Perciformes, Bovichtidae. The transcript has 9 exons. The record is from RefSeq and is a predicted model, not a curated record. The coding region runs from base 617 to 1720 and encodes 367 amino acids. Gene Ontology annotation, cellular component: Golgi apparatus. Gene Ontology annotation, molecular function: glycosyltransferase activity.